Hibiscus syriacus is the source of this 1442-nucleotide messenger RNA. Its product is annotated as zinc finger protein ZAT1-like. The record is from RefSeq and is a predicted model, not a curated record. Bases 3 to 1442 code for a protein of 479 amino acids. The transcript has a single exon. NCBI's taxonomy places the organism in Eukaryota, Viridiplantae, Streptophyta, Magnoliopsida, Malvales, Malvaceae.
GCAUGGCUUUUAUCGUGGAUCAACAAUCAAACUUUAAACACUUUUGUAAGAUUUGCAAGAAAGGGUUUGGCUGUGGGAGGGCUCUCGGUGGGCAGAUGAGGGUACAUGGAAUAGGGGAAGACACCGGUCACAUUGACGACGAUGAUCCCGCUAGUGAUUGGGACGACAAAUUAGGAGGAAACGUGCCACCAAGCAACAAGCGCAUGUACGCAUUAAGAACCAACCCUAAUCGGUUAGAGAGUUGUAGGGUUUGUGAGAAUUGUGGCAAGGAGUUUUUGUCAUGGAAGUCAUUUCUGGAACACGGUAAAUGCAGCUCCGAGGAUUGUGCCGAGUCGCUUGUUUCUUCGCCCGGCUCGUACGGUGAUGAUGGAGUUGGGAGGAGAAAGUGCGGUUGGUCUAAAAGGAAAAGAUCGUUGAGAAGUAAUGUGGGUAAUUUCAGCUCCUUUUGCCCAUCCAGCGAAGAUGAAGAUCUUGCCAAUUGCCUUAUGAUGUUAUCUAACGCCGCCGUGGAUCCUUUUGUAGCUGAGCCGGAGGAGUCUUGCGCAUCCGCCAGCAAAGAAGAAGAAAGACGAAACACAAUGAAUUUCAUUGCGCCUAUUGCUUGUAGGAUACCAAUGGAGAAGGCCAAAGGCGUCGCCAAAAGGUUGUUUGAGUGCAAAGCAUGUAAGAAAGUGUUUAAUUCCCAUCAAGCAUUGGGCGGACACAGAGCUAGUCACAAGAAGGUUAAAGGUUGUUUCGCAGCCCGGCUUGAUCGUAUGGACGAUAGUCAAGCCCAUGAAGAGCAUGAUGAUAUCACUCACGAAGAAUUCUUACCAACAAAAUCUAGGACACCUUUGCAAUUUGAUCAAGGAACUAGUACCACUCCAUUGGCUUCUACAUCGAAAAGGAAAUCAAAAGUGCAUGAAUGUUCAAUCUGUCACCGCAUUUUUUCUUCAGGACAAGCAUUGGGUGGGCAUAAAAGAUGUCAUUGGAUUACUUUGAAUUCACCCGACACUUCCUCUUUGCCUAAGUUUCAUCAGUUUGAAGAUAAUCGCAUUGAACAGGUUCAACAGAGAUCAAAGUUCAACGACAAAUCCGAUCCGGUCGAUCUUAAACUUGAUCUCAAUCUUCCUGCUCCGGCCGAUGAUCAUGUACGACAGAACCACAUCAAUUCAUCAAAUAUUGAUGUCUCUACAGAAAUGUAUUUGCAGCCUUGGAUAGGAGUUGAUGUCAAAGAAAAGGAAGAUAUUAAUCAACACCAACUGCAAGCUGACAAUGAUAACAACAAUGAUAAGAGCAAUAAUUGCAGUACAUCUCUGCAAAAUGCAGAUAACGAAGCAGACAGUAAGGCAAAGUUAGCGAAACUAAGUGAAGUAAAGGACAUCAAUACGAGCGGAGCUUCAUCGCCAUGGCUGCAAGUUGGGAUCGGUUCAACUACUAAUAAUGUUGGCUCUGAUCCCUAA